This is a messenger RNA of Spodoptera litura, 1985 nucleotides long. RefSeq lists its product as uncharacterized. Lineage: Eukaryota; Metazoa; Arthropoda; Insecta; Lepidoptera; Noctuidae. The record is from RefSeq and is a predicted model, not a curated record.
AGCCCGUCCAUCUCGUCAUACCGUCAGCGUCCGACCGGAAUGGCGUACACGUGCGUGCGUUCGCUCUUCGUUCUAACUUUGUUACAACUAUGCCGAGCCGAAAUAUCGGAUUCAUUACCAGAAUCCUGGUACUCCGCAAACGUGAUCAGUGAUGGCUUCCAACCUAAACCAAUUUCGGAGAUAUUUUCAACCGGACCGCCAUUUUCCACAACAAAUCCAAUUGUUGUUUUGCCGAAAGAAUCCAGUUCCGUGCCGGACGAGAUCUUAUUAUUAUCAACGCUAGCACCGCCAAGGAAAAUUUCAACGACUGGGUCUUCAGAAUUUACAAAAAUAUCAACAGCAGCAUUAGAGUCUUCGACGCCGCUACCUCCGACAUUCCAUACGAUACCACCUUCAUCAGUGCAAACUAUACUACCAACUUCAUACCAAACAACAGCGUCAACAUUUUUACCUUCUUCUACAACAUUUGUAACGCCAUCAUCAACAUUUGCACCACCCUCAUCACCAUUUCUGCCAUCGUCAUCUACUUUCCUACCAUCACAAUCAACUACGCAGCAACCACCAAUAGUUUCAGAGUUCACAAAAGAAACUAUACCGCCAUCCCAGUCAACAAUCUCGUUCCGACCAGAGAUACAACAAACAACUUUAUCACUGCCGCAACCACAAUCGCCAUCUAUAUCUCCGCAACUUUCGCAACAAAUACGACUAGAUCUAGUUCCUCAAGGGCUCUCUAUACAAACUAAUGCUCCUGCUCAGAACAUGGCACAACCCACAGCAGGACCUCUCUCUAACUACUUUUUGGUAUACCAACAAGCGCCGCAGUCUAUUCAAGGUUUGCCAACUGGAACGUCACAAGAAGCACCUCAAUUCAGUACAGCCGCUCCCAGUACUAGCACUGGAACACCAGCAACAGUGAUCAUUCAACCAGCCCCGACGGUGUCUCUCCCUUCAACUCGUACUGCGCCACCCUCACCAACCACUCCACUCCCAUCGACAACUCGAGCCCAAACGAGAUCUACAGUAAGAACUAAUAGAGGUUGCAAUAACGUUACUAACAAUCUUCCAGCAUCGAGGUUAUCAGAAUUAGGACCUCUAAGAAUCAGAGUGCUUGCCCCCAGCGGUUCAAUAACGAACGUCAAUUUUGUCAGUAAGACUACGACCACGAAAAGACCAACUACUACCAGAACUAGAAAAACUAGCAAACCUAAGAAAAAUACUUAUGAGUUCUGUAUAGACGGCUGCAGAGGAAAGAGGGAGCCAAUAUGUGCAGCCCCGCUUUCCUCUACUUUCCUGGAUCCCAAAACUUUGAAAGGCUUCCCGUCGGUUUGUCAUAUGGCUUGCCAUAACUCCUACAGAAAAGAUCCUUUUGAAAAGGUCCUGGACGGUCGUUGUGGCAGGCUGCGCACACGAAUCAAGACAGUCGACUCCAACACAAAGUUGAAGCGAGAAGAAUUAAACAAGGCACAGUAUUUCCUCGACAACAGCGGUGGUAAAACUAUCGUCGAAGUCUCACCUUUAAAAUAAAAGAAAAAUAUUUAGAAGUACCUACAUACUUAUAGAAAAAUGAUGCAAACAUUUAGUAUAUUACCCACCUGGUCGAAGAUAUGAAUGGGGGGAACAUGUAGAUAAAAGAUUAAGUCAUUUGUUAGUGCUUACUUUAAAAUCAUUGCUUCUGAAAGUACUGAAUUUUAUGAAUGCUUAUCAAGGCAAUGUGACGUUCUUUACUCGAUUAGGAUAUUUAACUUUCAUUGAGAUUCCCUUACAUUUAAGUAGGUAAACGAACAAAUAUUUUAGAAUCGAGUAUGGAAGCGACUCAACAUCGAUAUAAUGACAAUAGUGUAAGUUAUUAAUUUAGUGUUAAUAAAAUUGUUAUAAUUUAGGUGUGUAUCAAAUUAUGCAAGAGAUUUUGUGUUAAAGUCAAAGUCAAUAUCAUUUAUUUCAAUUAGUCCAGGAACGUCAAUAAACAAUUUAAAGUGAAGCUAUUU